Messenger RNA from Aspergillus novofumigatus IBT 16806, 623 nucleotides. RefSeq names its product DUF3237 domain-containing protein. Lineage: Eukaryota; Fungi; Ascomycota; Eurotiomycetes; Eurotiales; Aspergillaceae. The coding region runs from base 50 to 556 and encodes 168 amino acids. The record is from RefSeq and is a predicted model, not a curated record. The transcript is spliced from 7 exons.
CUCUAUCCUGUUUGCAACCUCCUAUUUAUUCCGGCUCCAUUGUAUCGCCAUGUCUGAGUUUCCUUCUCUCCAGCCUGCCUUCACAGUCCAGGUCAUGAUUGACGCUGGGUUUGCUGUUGGCAGUGCCUCUCGUUCCAACAGCCUGCAGGUCGUGCCGAUGACUGGUGGCACUGUCAAGAGUGAUCCCGGUUACUCCCUUGCCCUCGAUGCCGAGUUCGUCGGUACCGGCAACGACUACAUCCAUGCGGACCCGGACAACAAGCACUUGCGCUUGAAUGCGCACGGAGUCAUCAAGACCAAGGAUGAGGCUUUACUCUACAUGAACUACACCGGCGUCGUCACGAUGGGGCCCGCGGAACAGGCUGUUUUCUCCGGCAAAGCAGAGGACGGCGCGACGCCGUUUGGAAACUCCUUUACUCACUUUACGUUUGAGACCGGUGAUGAGCGCUACAAGGAGUUCGAGAACCGAGUAUUCGUCGGCCAGGGCCGAUUCCGAGUCGAGAAAGGCAAGCCCAUUGUUGUCGAAUACAAGGUCAGCCAGGUUGUCAAGGGUUAGAGCCCUUUGGUCAAAAAUUAUAUAUAUCCGAUUAUACCUAGCUCGAACGUCGAGACCUUGGGCAAGA